ACUGCACCUGAAAUGUGAAUAAUUUAACAGCGUGAGAGGCUGCGGCCAGAAGCUGUCAGCCUCCCUUUCUUUCCCUGAAGGAGAGUGAAGAUGCAGCAGGAGCAGGAAAUGACUGCUCUGCCUUCUGGGCCUGAGGACGACGAGGCUGCCAAGCCCGGCCUGGAGGCUGCUGUCCCCAGUCCCAGCAGCCUCAAACUCGAGUGCGUCAUCUGUUACUGCUGCUAUGACCUCUCUGCCCACCUCCCUCGCCGCCUCUACUGUGGCCACGCAUUUUGCCAGGCCUGUAUCCGACGCCUCAAUGUGGUGGCCAACGAGCAGUGGUGGAUCCCGUGUCCCCAGUGCCGCCAAAACACCCCCACCCCACGCGGAGGGGUGGCAAUGCUUGACUUGGACCUCGCGGCCUUCCUCGCCGUCAAGUCCGAGAAGGUGCUUCCCCGGCAGGGAGGCCGGCUGUCACUGGAGCGGUUCUCCAAGGAGAAGCCGGUCAUCACGGAGCAGCCGAGUGGCUCGUGCCAGGAAGUCUCGCCUGAGCCCCAGCCCUGCCUUCCCUGGAAUGGCUGCUGCUGCCCCUGCGACCCCACUCUCUGCUGUGGAACCGCUGCGGCUUUUCAGAGCUGAAUUAGCUUCCUGCCUGCCUGGGGGGAGUAACUGGGAAGGGAGGAGAAGCAUUUGCUCAUUGCUGGACUUCAGAUUCCAGGAUUUUCUGAAAACCUUUUUGCUGCAAUUUUCAGGGCUUCUAGCACCAUCUCCUAACCAGUCCAGGGGUUGCGUGUAAGCCCUCCGGCCUCAAAUCUUGCACCAGCUCCUCAGUGCUUGCUUGGUGAUGGCAAGCUGGGCAUUGCUGCAGAGUGUAGCCAGCUGGUCCUAAUCCUCGGGUUGCGUUCUUAGUGAGGUGUUUUAUUUGGGUCUUAGUUGCAAGUGUCUGUCCGAAUAGAUCCGAUGGCUCGGACUCUGCCUCUAGUCUCUUUUUAGUCAGUCACAGGCUGCUUCCAGAGAAGCACUAGGUCUGGAAUGGCUACAGAGGAGGGAGAGCCAUUUGUCUGAAAUGAUAUAGGGUCUCCUGCUUAAGCAAGGGGGUCCUACUAGAAGACCUCCAAGGUCCCUCCUAACUCUCCAGUUCUGUCAUUCUGCUCUUCUCCCCUCUUUUAUCUCUUCCCCUGAUUCCUUUUUGUCUUUUUGCUGGACUGGGCACCAGGCAUCCUUGGAGCAAACACCCUCAGUCCUUUUUUGUUUUCCAUUUUGGAGAACAUGCUUGGCUGUGAGUCUGUUGGGGGCUGAAACUCAGCAGCGUAACACUCUUUGACUCUUAUAUUUUCUUAAUUUUUUUAGGUUUAGUCUCUUUUUCAAAAACUGGAAUGUUUUUCUGACAGUUUCCAAGUGAGAGAAUAUCAUACUGCUAUGCUGCUGCAAUAGUAAUAUUAAAAUAUU
Messenger RNA from Ahaetulla prasina, 1428 nucleotides. It is a transcript of the gene RNF224, whose product is annotated as ring finger protein 224. Lineage: Eukaryota; Metazoa; Chordata; Lepidosauria; Squamata; Colubridae. The transcript is spliced from 2 exons. The record is from RefSeq and is a predicted model, not a curated record. Bases 91 to 618 code for a protein of 175 amino acids.